This is a messenger RNA of Haliaeetus leucocephalus (bald eagle), 2557 nucleotides long. RefSeq names its product Tax1 (human T-cell leukemia virus type I) binding protein 3 (gene TAX1BP3). Gene Ontology annotation, biological process: neurotransmitter receptor transport postsynaptic membrane to endosome; neurotransmitter receptor transport, endosome to postsynaptic membrane. Gene Ontology annotation, molecular function: protein binding. The transcript is spliced from 4 exons. Bases 787 to 1137 code for a protein of 116 amino acids. The record is from RefSeq and is a predicted model, not a curated record. Lineage: Eukaryota; Metazoa; Chordata; Aves; Accipitriformes; Accipitridae. Gene Ontology annotation, cellular component: postsynaptic membrane; postsynaptic density; adherens junction.
GGUUGGGGCGCUGGAGCCACGCACGAAGUUUUCUCCGCUCCCGCGUGGAACGCAGCCGGCGAGCUCGACUCGGUUGCGUCUGUGGAAGGUGUGCUGGGGUGACCGGGCGGUCUGUGACCCGGCGCCCUUUCGGGAAGGCUGGUGGUGUCCGAGUGGGCCCGUGGGGGAGAGUCGGAGAAGGGUUUUGGGGUGGAAGGGACCCUCGUGGGUCACCCAGCGCGACCCCCCUGCAGCCAGCAGGGACACCUUUCCCUCGGUCAGGGCGAAGAAGCUGAGUUGGGCGGUUACUGUUUCGGUUAAACCUGUGGCUUUUUAUCUUGGCUCAAGAAUUGUGCUAGGCUGGCGUUUAUAUCGCACUUAGGUAAUGUGUCAAGUUUGUCAGAUGCCCGUGUUCGUCAGACAGCAAGGAACCUGCCUCGGGAUUACAAGAGCGUGUUGAUAAGUUGUGUUGAUAAGUUAUCUUGAAAAAGAACCAUCCUAAUAAUAGGUUGUUAUUCCCACUGAUAGGGCUGGGCAGGAUCACGAGGCGUGUGGAUAAAGAGCAAGAUGAGUCUAGCUGUGAGUGACUGCCAGUUAUCGGGACGUGACUCAUGUUUAAAGAGACCUGCUCUGGUUUUAGCGUUUUCCCCUUGUAUCUCUGGGCAAGCGGUAAAGCAGCAAGUAGUUAAGGAGCUUGGCUGUAUCACAGCAUUGGCUUGCAGAUGGUUUCCUGUGCUGCUGUUUUGUGGUAGGGCCUGAGAACAAUUCGGUGCCAACUGUUGUCACCACCGAGGCUGCGUGUGACUGAUGGACAGACAGACACAAAGAAUUGAAAUACAUAAGCUUCGUCAAGGUGACAAUUUGAUUCUGGGCUUCAGCAUUGGAGGUGGCAUUGAUCAGGAUCCUACUCAGAAUCCAUUCUCCGAAGACAAGACCGACAAGGGUAUCUAUGUAACAAGGGUGACGGAAGGAGGCCCAGCAGAAGUUGCAGGACUUCAGAUUGGAGAUAAGAUCAUGCAGGUGAAUGGCUGGGAUAUGACAAUGGUGACCCAUGACCAAGCUAGGAAGAGACUGACAAAAAGGAACGAAGAGGUGGUACGGCUGCUGGUGACUAGACAAUCUCUCCAGAAGGCUGUGCAACAAUCCAUGAUGUCCUAAUCAAUCAUAAAGUUGGGGAAGGGUUGGGGAGGGAGAUACAUAGACUGAUAUCAAGCAAGGAAGCAAAUACUAGACCUGAACAGGUUGUCUGGAAGGAGUGCAUGUUCCUAACUGUGGUAAACACUAUUUUUGGGCUGGCUUUUUUUUUUUUUCCUCUGGUGUAACUGGCAGUAGUAAAACUCUAGUCCCCUCAGCAGAGUGCUUCUCUAAAGUCUUCCCUGCAGGUACAUGGUAAGACUUUAUUGUAGUCAUGGCUUUCAGGAGGACAGGGCAAACCCUAGUUUAUCUAAGGAAGCAACUGGAAAAGCCUUAACUUUGUCAGGAUUCUUUUAUAGCACAAAAGCUUCCUAUUUUAAGAAGAAAUGUGGUUUCUGCUAUGGAAGAUAAGAAGGUUUGCUUUUAGAAGUGAGCUGUCCUGUCCCCCCAUGCUAUCACAUUAAAAUGCCAGAAUUAAGAGUUGCCUGCUGCUGUGGGGAGGAGCACUGUACUAAUCCCACAUUGUGUGCUAGCUAGACAGAGUAUGCUGAAGGGUUUGGGGCAUUAUGGUUUACUGCAAAGACUCCCUGUACAAAGCAGCCUCUUCAGAUAAGAAACAACUAAGUAACACACAAGUGUUAGAUUAAUGCUUGUGAAGUACACUAAAAGUUCAUAGACACUAGAGUUCAGCUUCACUGGCAGAGUAAAACCUGAAUUCUCCUUGUUCCCAAGUAAUUUGUAGUAUCAAAUGAAUCAUGUUUAAAUGAAAGGACUAUGGAGCAGGAAAGAAAACACUGUUGCUGAACUUAUCAAAAGAGCUGUUUGUAGCUGUAGAGUCUGCAGUUCUUCAUUCCACUUUGAUCUGACUUGAAAUGGGAAGGGAGAAUUGUGGUCUGUCUUCUAGAAGACUUUGCUUAAAUCACUGAUUUAUUGAGAUGAAUAUGCCAGUAAUUUGCAAAAGUGCCUCGACCAAAUUUAAACUUCUGGUAAGAUACUAAGUUGUUUAAAUCAACAUGCCACAGGAUUUAAGAUUCUUGCUGCAACACUAAGUUAAAUUAUCUAGCAUCCUAGUGGUUUGUUCACCAGCUAGCUUUACAGUUAUCCAAAAACUGGAGUUCUUAAUCCCCCUUCAGUUGAUUUAUACAUAUCUAUACUUUCCUUAAGCAGUCUUCAGGUAAGCUGUUGUAAAUAGAACAUGAGGAGGUGGCAGACUAACUUAUUCAGUACAUUACUGCUGUGCCAUGUACGUAUGUUGUGAUUAAUGCAUCUCAGACUGUUCUGUACACACCAGCAGAUGCCUAUUUACUGUUUUUAUAUCUACGGAAUUACUACAAUACUGCUUUUGAAUUUUGUAACUUAAGAAUUCAGUGGUAAAUUUUAAGGCGUUGAAGUUAUUUUUGUUACUAUAAAGAUACACUGCUAUUUGUACUGCUAUUUCACUUGA